AACAGACUUCAAUUGACAUCCCAUACGUUUUCUUGUGUCGUGUCCGUCCUCCCUGGUGCUGCCAUCGCUCUCACCCUCUCCCCACCUCCUUUACUGUGCGCUCUUCGUCAUGGUCGUCAACGGGAGCUUCGUGUCGCCCACGGCGGAUGCCAAAGUGGCCCACCGCAUCGCCCAAUUGGACGCCAAUGGCAUUAUCUCGACGCUCCUCCACGGCGUCAACGGGUGGACCAUCGCCCUGACCUGCUUCCUGAUGCUCGUAGCCUACGAUCAAUUCAAAUACAUCUACAACAAGGGGUCCAUCGUAGGCCCGGCCUGGAAAGCUCCCUUCACUGGCCCCUUCCUGGAUUCGGUCAAUCCGCAGUUUACCAAGUACUAUGCUAAAUGGAUCUCGGCCCCUUUGAGCUGUGUCUCCGUCUUCCACAAGUUUGUCGUCAUUGCCUCGACCCGCGACAUGGCCCGCAAAGUCUUCAACUCGCCCGGCUUUGUCAAGCCCUGCGUCGUCGAUGCCGCCUUCAAGCUCCUGCGCCCUAACAACUGGGUCUUCCUCGACGGCAAAGCCCAUGUUGACUAUCGCAAGGGUCUGAACGGCCUGUUCACUCGGCAAGCCCUUGAGCAGUAUCUCCCCGGCCAAGAAGAAGUCUACAACGCCUACUUCAAGAAGUUCCUGCGCAUCUCCCAGGAGGAGAACAAGGGCAAGGCUGUCCCGUUCAUGCCCGAGUUCCGCGAACUGAUGUGCGCCGUGAGCUGCCGAACCUUUGUGGGCCACUACAUCUCGGACCAUGCCAUCAAGAAAAUUUCGGAUGACUUCUACCUCGUCACUGCCGCGCUCGAACUGGUCAACUUUCCCAUUAUUCUUCCCUACUCCAAGAGCUGGUAUGGCAAGAAGGCCGCCGACAUGAUUUUGGAAGAAUUCGCCAAGUGUGCUGCAAAGAGCAAGGUUCGUAUGGCUGCUGGAGGCGAGAAGGACUGCAUUCUUGACUUCUGGGUCUCGUCCAUGAUCGAAUCUGAGAAGUAUCGCAACAAGAUUGCUUCAGGCGUGAAAGUCGACGACAGUGAGAAGCCGUCUAUGCUCAUUCGUGACUUUACCGAUUUCGAGAUUUCCAUGACGUUGCUCACAUUCCUUUUCGCCAGCCAAGACGCCACUUCUUCUGCUGCUACGUGGUUAUUCCAGAUCAUGGCCGACCGACCCGAGUUCUUGGACCGUGUGCGCGAGGAGAACUUGGCAAUUAGAAACGGGGACAGGCAUGCACCAGUGACGCUGGAUCAGCUCGAGAAGCUGCCCUGGACGCGCGCCAUUGUCAAAGAGGUCCUACGAUACCGCCCACCCGUGAUCAUGGUCCCCUACAUCGCUAAGAAGGACUUCCCCAUUACCGACACCUAUACUGCCCCGAAGGGCUCCAUGGUUAUCCCCACUACGUAUCUUGCGCUCCACGAUAGCGAAGCCUACCCGAAUCCCGAGACGUACGAUCCUGAGCGAUGGAUCACAGGCGAUGCUGACAAGCAGGUCAAGAACUGGCUUGUGUUUGGUACCGGACCUCACUAUUGCCUUGGCCAGACGUAUGCUCAACUGAACCUCAUGCUGAUGAUGGGAAAGGCUAGCAUGCUGCUGGACUGGAAGCACCAAAUCACAGACAAGAGUGAGGAGAUUAAGGUGUUUGCUACGAUUUUUCCCAUGGAUGACUGCCUUUUGACCUUCUCCGAGAGGCCCUCCUGAGUCAGAAAACAAGCGAUUUCCCAUUGCUAUGUGCGUUGUGCAUCAGCAGGGCAUGCUUUCUCUUCUUUUUGCAUGGGAAUCCGUAGCGACGGAGUUUGCUUCAAUUCUUCUUGGACGGCCCGGUACCCUAGUCAGGUCCACCGCAUUCUUGACUUCUUAUACCUAAUGAAUUUUGCCAAGUUUUGGUCCUCAAAAGCGAUCAGGCGGCUUAUGAUGUAGUGAGGAUUAGGGGCUAUGGAUACCUGUGUGGUUUAGCAUAAUAGUGCCUGGUGAUAGUGGAGAGGCAAGGCAUGGUGUACAUAGAUAGAUGGUUUGGAUGAGCCUUUAAAAGAGAGAGAUAGUAAUGGUAGUUCUGGAAUGAAG
Molecule: messenger RNA, 2077 nt
Organism: Lindgomyces ingoldianus
Lineage: Eukaryota; Fungi; Ascomycota; Dothideomycetes; Pleosporales; Lindgomycetaceae
Product: cytochrome P450 61
Exons: 4
Coding region: 110-1714 (534 amino acids)
Biological process (GO): sterol metabolic process
Molecular function (GO): iron ion binding; oxidoreductase activity, acting on paired donors, with incorporation or reduction of molecular oxygen; monooxygenase activity
Source: RefSeq, a predicted model, not a curated record